CAUAGCACCGAGUUUCCUGUCAUCGCGCUCAUGGCACGCGAUUUCCUUGCCAUACCCGCUACCUCAGUAUCCGUGGAACGCUUGUUCUCAAGCUCGCGUCAUGUGCGCAGGGACUCACGUUCAUCAUUCAAGGCUAAGACUAUCACAUCGGUGAUGUGUGCUAAGAAGUAG
Molecule: messenger RNA, 171 nt
Organism: Coniophora puteana RWD-64-598 SS2
Lineage: Eukaryota; Fungi; Basidiomycota; Agaricomycetes; Boletales; Coniophoraceae
Exons: 1
Molecular function (GO): protein dimerization activity
Source: RefSeq, a predicted model, not a curated record